Dipodomys ordii (Ord's kangaroo rat) is the source of this 2199-nucleotide messenger RNA. RefSeq names its product lipid phosphate phosphatase-related protein type 4 (gene Plppr4). Gene Ontology annotation, biological process: signal transduction; phospholipid metabolic process; phospholipid dephosphorylation. Lineage: Eukaryota; Metazoa; Chordata; Mammalia; Rodentia; Heteromyidae. Bases 4 to 2199 code for a protein of 731 amino acids. The transcript has 8 exons. Gene Ontology annotation, molecular function: phosphatidate phosphatase activity. The record is from RefSeq and is a predicted model, not a curated record.
GGGAUGUCGGCGAAGGAGAGGCCAAAGGGCAAAGUGAUCAAGGACAGCGUCACCCUCCUGCCCUGCUUUUAUUUCGUGGAGUUGCCGAUACUGGCCUCCUCGGUCGUUAGCCUCUACUUCCUUGAACUCACCGAUGUCUUCAAACCCGUCCACUCCGGGUUCAGCUGCUAUGACCGGAGCCUCAGCAUGCCAUACAUCGAGCCAACCCAGGAGGCCAUUCCCUUCCUCAUGUUGCUUAGCUUGGCUUUUGCUGGACCUGCGAUUACGAUCAUGGUAGGGGAAGGAAUUCUCUAUUGUUGCCUGUCCAAAAGAAGAAAUGGAGUUGGACUGGAGCCCAAUAUUAAUGCUGGAGGCUGUAACUUUAACUCUUUUCUUAGAAGAGCCGUCAGAUUUGUUGGAGUUCAUGUCUUCGGACUCUGCUCCACAGCUCUCAUUACAGACAUUAUACAGCUGUCCACAGGAUAUCAAGCCCCCUACUUUCUGACGGUUUGCAAGCCAAACUACACCUCUCUGAAUGUAUCUUGCAAAGAAAAUUCCUACAUUGUGGAAGACAUAUGCUCAGGUUCUGACCUCACAGUAAUCAACAGUGGCAGAAAGUCCUUCCCUUCUCAACAUGCGACCCUCGCCGCCUUUGCUGCUGUGUACGUUUCAAUGUACUUCAAUUCCACGCUAACCGACUCCUCCAAGCUUCUAAAACCCCUCCUGGUGUUCACGUUCAUCAUCUGUGGCAUCAUCUGUGGGCUGACACGCAUCACUCAGUACAAGAACCAUCCAGUUGAUGUCUACUGUGGCUUUUUAAUAGGAGGCGGGAUUGCCCUGUAUUUGGGCUUGUACGCCGUGGGGAAUUUCCUCCCCAGCGAAGAGAGCCUGCUGCAGCACCGCGAGGCCCUGCGAUCUCUGGCCGACCUCACGGCCGACUCGGGCCGGGUGGUGUUAGCCAAGGCCGGAGGAGGAGGCGGCGGCAGCGACGGCCUGGCGCACCCGGAGGGCAUCCUCAGCCGCAAUCCCCGCGACUGCAGCUCGCUGAGCAACCUGAAGCGGGCCAACGCCGACGUGCAGAUCAUCACCCCCCGCAGCCCCAUGGGCAAGGAGAACAUGGUGACCUUCAGCAACACCCUGCCCCGGGCCAACACCCCGUCGGUGGAGGACCCGGUGCGCAGGAACGCCAGCAUCCACGCCUCCAUGGACUCGGCCCGCUCCAAGCAGCUGCUCACGCAGUGGAAGAGCAAGAACGAGAGUCGGAAGAUGUCUUUGCAGGUGAUGGACCUCGAGCCGGGACAGUCCCCGCCCCGCUCCAUCGAGAUGAGGUCCAGUUCCGAGCCGUCCAGGGUCGGGGUCAACGGAGACCACCACGGUCCCAGCCAGAACCAGUACCUGAAGAUCCAGGGGGGCGCGGUGCCCCCGGGGUGUACCAACAGCCUGGCGGGCGGCGGCCCGCGCGUGUCCAUCCAGUCCCGGCCCGGCUCGUCGCAGCUGGUGCACAUCCCGGAGGAGACCCAAGAGAACAUCCACGGCGCGUCCCCCAAGAGCAGCUCGGCCCGGGCCAAGUGGCUGAAGGCGGCCGAGAAGACGGUGGCCUGCAACCGCAGCAACAGCCAGCCCCGCAUCAUGCAGGUGAUCGCCAUGUCCAAGCAGCAGGGCGUGCUGCAGGGCAGCCCCAAGAGCACCGAGGGCAGCACCGUCUCCUGCACUGGCUCCAUCCGCUACAAGACCCUCACCGACCACGAGCCGCCCGGCAUCGUGAGAGUGGAGGCCCACCCCGAGAACAACCGGCCGCCCAUCAUCCAGAUCCCCUCCACUGCCGCCGAGGGCGAGGGCAGCGGCUCCUGGAAAUGGAAAGCUCCGGAGAAGGGCAGCCUGCGCCAGACCUACGAGCUCAACGAUCUCAACCGGGACUCGGAGAGCUGUGAGUCCCUGAAAGACAGCUUCGGCUCCGGAGACCGCAAGCGAAGCAACAUCGACGCCAACAGCGAGCAGCACCACCACCACCACCACCAGGCCCUCACCACCAUCCGCGUCACGCCCGUGGAAGGCAGCAGCGAGCUGGUCUCAGAGACGCUGUCCAUCUCCUCCUCCCGCGACUCCACCCUGCGCAGGAAAGGCAACAUCAUCCUGAUCCCCGAGCGAAGCACCAGCCCCGAGAACACCAGAAACAUCUUCUACAAAGGAACCUCCCCGACGCGGGCGUACAAGGACUGA